Messenger RNA from Trichoderma gamsii, 1623 nucleotides. RefSeq lists its product as hypothetical. The coding region runs from base 1 to 1623 and encodes 540 amino acids. Lineage: Eukaryota; Fungi; Ascomycota; Sordariomycetes; Hypocreales; Hypocreaceae. The transcript has 2 exons. The record is from RefSeq and is a predicted model, not a curated record.
AUGUCGAACGCGUCUGUAACACCGCCGAUGCGCGUAUUCGGAUGGAAUACACAUUUUUUAGCCACGUCCGCUGGCGUUCGAUUUGCUGGCCUGUUCCGACUCGAUGGUUUCGAUAUCACAUACCGCGAUGUCUUGACCGAAAUGCGUUUGUGCUUCGAUAUACCAACCAGUAUAUCCCAAGAUUAUGAACAAAAUCACGGCCAGGAUGAAAAUGUAGGUCCUUGGGAUAGCCUUGCCUUUGCAUUUACCGACUACGUGAAUCUACCUCCAGGCGAGGCGUCUGCUCCUCCUACCACUAUUGUAACUUGCGAUCUUGAUCAGCUGGUGCCUCCUCCUCCACCUGCAUUGCCAACGAACAUAGAAGAGCCACCCAUUAUACGCUUUCGCCUCGUUCGACACCGCUCCUGUGGCCUACCGAGCACUGCUCCGUUGGCAUUACAUCUCGAAGGCGGCUGCGCGCAGCACAUUCCGCUCCCUACGCGCCGCAGGGAUCCUCGAUAUCUCCCUCCCAAAGUGUCCUCGACCGAUCCUCGAAUUUCUUGUCUGCCACUUCGAAAGAGGGCGACAGGAAUCAGAAGCUCACGAUCACCCUCUAAGCGCUCCGCAUCCGGCUCUGUGUCCCCUGAUAAGAACUCUGAGUCAGGCCAGCUGCCCAUGCAUGAAGAGGAAUCUUUAGCCAACAUGGUGGCGCCGCCCGAUAUAAAUAUUGCACCCGACUUCGGCCGUCAGACUAUCGCGAAUUUUCGCUCGUCGCUUCUAACGUUUGCUCGACGGUGCGCUGUGUCAGGGAAGGGUCGGACUUGGUGUUAUAACCCUGUCAUCGGCCCUGCCGUACAGGCAUGCCACAUCGUUCCCCAACAGCACUAUCAUCUAUAUCCUGAUCCUCUUCUUGAUCCUGAGAGCAAUGAUGGCCUCGAGCUUAGUCCACAGCGUCUGCUUAAGUCGUGGGAAUCCACCUGGGCUUUCAGCAAUGGUAUCCUUUUACUGAGCCACUUCCAUGAACUCUUCGACUCUAGGCUAUUCUCUAUCCACCCAGAUACGCUGCAGAUCCGGGCUUUUGUGCCCUACGAUGUCAUUUGCGAUUACCAUGGACGGAAAGCCGCCUUGGGAGCCUAUGUCGAUCGCAAUGCCUUGCGGCAUCAUUACGAGAUGUGCUGUAUCGAGAAUAUGGCUGCCGAGAUGCCGCUGAGGGACCAACUUUUCGCUCUCGAAACUGAGCCGACCACACCCAGCACGGCAUCGCUUAUCAAUGCCAGGAUGACAUUUCCUUUCGUACCGACUUCGAUAGGUAUGCAUGAACAGCUACACUCCGGAGAUAAUCGUCAGUCGACACAGCGCUCUUCUGGCGACCCAUCCAAAAGGGCGCGACCUGCAGAGGAUAGCUUGACUCCCGAUAUACAUGAAGAAGAUGGAGCCUCGGGUUUUAUUGCACCAGAUGGAGCAACUUAUCAGAAAAAGCACAAGCGAAGACGGCUAUCACAGCACGCGCUGGAAGAAGCGCUUGGGGUUCUUGGUGGAGAUGUAACCCCCCCACGAGCCUACGAUAGCUAUGUAAUGCCUCUUACCUCGGAGUCCUUCCUAGCGGAUGUGAACUGGAAAUUAUCGAAAUUCACCUCUACCUAA